Molecule: messenger RNA, 1680 nt
Organism: Dovyalis caffra
Lineage: Eukaryota; Viridiplantae; Streptophyta; Magnoliopsida; Malpighiales; Salicaceae
Source: the annotation of a GenBank genome assembly
AUGUGCGGAUUCCAGCCCCCAUACGAGACCUCUAACUUUCUCAUGAAUAGAUUGAUUGAAAAUGGUGGACUGGAUAUGGCUCUGGCCAUUUACAAGCGGUUGAAGAAUUUGGGUUUGAGCCCCAAUGACUACACCUGUGCCUGUGAUCAAUGGACACCUAGUAGUAGUAGUAGUAGUAGUAGUGAUGGGAUCUUGCUAUUCCAUCAUGGGGGAGAAAAAGAUAUUGAUGACGACCCCCCAUCCUUAUCAUCAUCGAUCACUACAACGUCUCAUCCUCGGAAGAAGAAAUCAUCCUCAGCUACUAAUGCUAAUGCCGAUCCAAGUGUGCUCCUCCACAUUCCUGGCAGGAUCUCCACCAAUGGUGCCACCAAAAUCGGUUGCUUAUAUACCCAGCAGGGCAAGAAAGGCUCCAAUCAAGACGCCAUGCUCUUUUGGGAGAAUUUCAGCUCAUCAAGUGAUACCGUUUUCUGUGGGGUGUUUGAUGGUCAUGGUCCUUAUGGUCAUUUGGUCGCCAAGAAAGUUCGCGACUCCCUUCCACUCAUACUAUCUACCCACUGGAAUCCUGCUCAACCGAGCUGCUUUUCUAACACUUCAAAUGAUCCACCUGCAGCAGCUACAAAUUCUGACGAAGCCGCUACCUUAAGUAUGGAUGAUGAAUCUUAUGAUUCUUUGGAGGUUGACGAAACUGAAAAACUUCCAGAUAUGUAUCUUCCACUUAAAAAGUCUAUAUUGAAGGCUUUUAAAUUAAUGGAUAAGGAGUUGAAGUUGCAUCCAACAAUCGAUUGUUUUUGCAGUGGGACGACUGCUGUUACUUUGAUAAAGCAGGGUCAGGAUCUUGUAAUUGGAAAUGUUGGCGACUCCAGGGCAGUUCUGGCAACCAGAGACAAAGAUGACUCUUUGCUUGCCGUUCAAUUGACAGUUGACUUGAAGCCUGAUUUACCAAGGGAAGCUGCCAGGAUCCAUCAAUGUAAAGGAAGGGUCUUUGCAUUGCAGGACGAGCCAGAGGUUCCACGCGUAUGGUUGCCUAAUAAUGACUCACCUGGUCUGGCAAUGGCUAGAGCUUUUGGGGACUUCUGCUUGAAGGACUUUGGUUUAAUUUCUGUUCCAGAUGUUUAUUAUCGCUGCCUCACCGAUAGAGAUGAAUUUGUUAUUCUUGCCACAGAUGGGGUUUGGGAUGUCCUCUCAAAUAAGGAAGCAGUUGAUAUUGUUGCUUCAGCCCCUGGCCGUGCAACAGCAGCCAGAGCUCUUGUAGACUGUGCUGUCCGAGCAUGGAGACUUAAAUAUCCAACAUCUAAGAAUGAUGAUUGUGCUGUUGUAUGCCUCUUUCUUGAACAUCUAUGUGCAGCAAAUGGAGAGGUAGAAGAGCAGGAUAUGAAAAAGAUUACCAAGGAGCCAGGGGAGCAUUUAAUGACUGGUGAGAACACUGGGCAUUUACAAACACUCGAGGAUCCUCGUGGUCCUGUUUUUAUGCAUUCGGGUACCACACGAAACUCUGACGAGAUUGUACCUGUCUCUGAGUUGACGGUGGAAAAUCCUUAUGUGAAGUGUGAGGGCCGGUCCAAGAGGAGCCUGGCAGAGUGCAUUUCAACUGCAGAGGAUGAGGAGUGGUCAGCCCUAGAAGGCUCAUUUCUGGUGACAAAAGAUCAGUUAGUUGGAGAAAAUGGAUAUGAGAAAUCUUAA